AUGGCGACGGCUCUGGCGAUGCUGCGGGACUGGUGCGGCUGGGUGGGCGUGAACGCGCAGCACUGUCUGCUCAUCCUGGGCAUCCCAGACGACUGCGAGGACCAGGAAUUCCGGGAGGCCGUGCAGGCUGCCCUGUGCUCCCUGGGCAGGUACCGAGUGCUGGGCAAAGUCUUCAGGAAGGACUUGGGGCCCAAGGUUGCCCUGGUCGAGUUUGCUGAGGAUUUGAACCGAAGCUUGAUCCCCAGACACAUACCAGGCAAGGGGGGGCCCUGGACUGUGGUCUGCCUGCCCCAGGUCCAUGAUACUGACUCACAGGAUCGACCCAAUUUCCCUGCACAGCCCCAGAGACAAGCAGUGGUUGGCAGGGCGGUAGAGGUGGGGGCCGCUGGGGAGGAGGGAGCCUCAGGUGAGGCGGGAGCUGGAGGUGAGGCAGGAACUGCAGGUGAGGCAGGAGCUGCAGGUAUGGAAGGAGCCACAGGGGAGGAGGGAGCCUCAGGUGAGGCAGGAGCUGCAGACGAGGAAGGGGCUGCAGGUGAGGAGGGAGCCGCAGGUGAGGAGGGAGCCGCAGGGGAGGCAGGAGCCGCAGAUGAGGAAGGGGCUGCAGGGGAGGCAGGAGCCGCAGAUGAGGAAGGGGCUGCAGGUGAGCCAGGAGCCGCAGAUGAGGAAGGGGCUGCAGGUGAGGAGGGACCCUCAGGUGAGGCAGGAGCUGCAGAUGAGGAAGGGGCUGCAGGGGAGGAGGGAGCCGCAGAUGAGGCAGGAGCUGAAGAUGAGGAAUUGGCUGCAGGUGAGGAGGGACCCUCAGGUGAGGAGGGAGCCGCAGGGGAGGCAGGAGCCGCAGAUGAGGAAGGGGCUGCAGGGGAGGCAGGAGCCGCAGAUGAGGAAGGGGCUGCAGGGGAGGCAGGAGCUGCAGAUGAGGAAGGGGCUGCAGGCGAGGCAGGGGCUGCAGAUGGAAUGUCAGACGAGGAGGGAGCUGCAGGUGACACGGGAGUUGCAGGGGUGACAGGAUCUCUGAGUCGGGCAGGGGCUGCAGGCGAGGCGGGGGCUCCAGGUGAGGAAGCCGCUGCGGCUGUGGCAGGCAUCCUGGAUGAGGCAGGGGCCUGGACCCAGCCGUGGAGGCUGGCCUUGCAGUCCGUGCUAGAGAACAUGGGCUACCAGGAGCUGAGAACCUUCUCCGGGAUGGAAGAGCCGGGCCACGGGGAAGAGUCCUUCGAGAGCUGGCUGGACAACGCCAAUGACAUGCUGUACCUGUGGCGCCACGUGUCCGAGAGGGAGAGGAGGCGGAGGCUGCUGGAGAGCUUGGGCGGCCCCGCGCUGGACCUCCUGUGCGGCCUCCUGGAGGAAGAUCCCGACCUGGCUGCCCAGGACUGCCUGGCCGCGCUGGUGCAUGCGUUUGGGAACCAGGGCACCCCGGGGACCGCUCGGCUGAAGUUCGAGACGUGUGCCCAGCGGCCCCAGGAGACCCUCUCUGCGUACGUGAUGCGCCUGGAGGGCCUGCUGCAGGCAGCCCUGGAGAAGGGGGCCAUCCACCCGGCCAUGGCGGACCGGGCGCGCACCCGGCAGGUGCUGAUGCGGGCCCGGCUGAACCGCACGCUCCAGCACAAGCUGAGGAGGCUGCGGCUGGAGAGGAGGCCUCCUGGCUUCGUGGGGAUGCUGUGGCUCAUCCGGGAGACCGAGGCCUGGGAGGCCGGCCCAGCUGCGGGUGAGCAGUUCCCGGGGGAAGGAGAGGCCCGGGCAGAGGUUGGAGACCUGGCAGCCGUCCCAGCCGCCCCGGCCCAUGAAUGGGGUGCCCCGGCCGCCCUGGCCCACGAGGUCAUCACCGAGGGCACCACUGCAGAUGGAACCGAGGCCUCCCCGGCCGGUGCAGAGACCGCGGCCCAGGCUGCCCUUUCCGAGGAAGGUAGCCCCGAGGCCCCCGCAGCCCGUGAAGAGACCAGUGAGGAAGCUGAUGGCAGCGCCGGGGCUGGUGAGGCUGCCCCUGAAGAUCGUGGUGCCACCAGGGCAGCCCCUGCCCCUGGGGAGACCAGCAAGGUCUCUGCUGCCAGUCAGGAAGAUGGAUGUGCCCCCAGCCCUGCGGGCCUAGGUCAGGCAGGACCCUCAGAUGACCCCGGGGCCCCCAUGCCUGCCCAGAUGGGCAGGGCUUCCCCAGUGCCCUCAGGAGGUCCUGGCUGGGAGCCAGAGGGCCUCACCCAGGCAGGAGACCGGGAGGCUGAGGAGCCCCCCGGGGAGGGCUUCAAGCCCACCCCAGAGGAGCUAGGAAGCGAGGACGGGGCUGCAGAGAGGAGCACCCCUGAGUCCUCCUCGGGCCAGUAA
Molecule: messenger RNA, 2310 nt
Organism: Hippopotamus amphibius kiboko
Lineage: Eukaryota; Metazoa; Chordata; Mammalia; Artiodactyla; Hippopotamidae
Product: paraneoplastic antigen Ma6F-like
Exons: 3
Coding region: 1-2310 (769 amino acids)
Source: RefSeq, a predicted model, not a curated record